Molecule: messenger RNA, 1001 nt
Organism: Anopheles darlingi
Lineage: Eukaryota; Metazoa; Arthropoda; Insecta; Diptera; Culicidae
Gene: PTPMT1
Product: phosphatidylglycerophosphatase and protein-tyrosine phosphatase 1
Exons: 4
Coding region: 209-823 (204 amino acids)
Biological process (GO): protein dephosphorylation
Molecular function (GO): phosphatidylglycerophosphatase activity; protein tyrosine/serine/threonine phosphatase activity; phosphatidylinositol-4,5-bisphosphate 5-phosphatase activity
Source: RefSeq, a predicted model, not a curated record
GGGCUUAAACGUCGCUCGAUCGACUGGCAAGACUGGCCAACUAAACAUUGAAAUUAGCCCUACUUCUGAUUGCAUUUCUACAGCCAACAGUGUUGAAAAUCCCAGGAAGAAAACUUUCUAUUUCGUGAUGACGGUAUCGUAUACUCAUAAAUUUACAGCUAGCUUUUAUGCGGAAUAAUAUAGUAUUUGUUAUAAUUUUGUUUUUUGUAUGUCUUGUCAUCACCAAGGCCAGGCAAUGUUUGCGAGGGUAACAUUCUACCCUUCUCUCUUCUACAACGUUUUGAUGGAAAAAAUUACAUCUCGGAAUUGGUAUGACCGAAUAGACGAAAAUGUCAUACUAGGAGCACUGCCGUUUCGUUCGAUGGCACAGGAGCUCGCGCGUAAAGAAAAUAUAAAAGCCGUAGUAUCAAUGAAUGAAGAUUACGAGCUAUGGGCAUUCUCCAAUGAUAAAGAGAAAUGGGCGAAAUUAGGAGUUGAAUUCUUACAACUUGAAACAACUGAUAUUUUUGAAGCGCCCUGUCAAGAGAAGUUAUGGAGAGGAGUAAAUUUUAUGAAUCGGUUUCUACCAAAAGCAGAUAAACUCCCAGGCAUGUCGCAAAUCGAAAGUUGUAACGAAGUUCCAGGAACAAUCUAUGUUCAUUGUAAAGCUGGCAGGACAAGAAGUGCUACAUUAGUGGGAUGUUACUUGAUAAUGAAGCACGGCUGGAGCCCAGAACGAGCAGUAGAUCACAUGCGCGAAUGCAGACCUCACAUUUUGCUUCGAAGCAAACAAUGGGAAGCACUACGAAUAUUCCAUGAGGCAAAAUCAUCUUCCAAACACUAGCCAUGUAUUUAAUACAUUAUAAAGUGAAAUUGUAUAGGAUUGGUAUGAGGUGCAACUGUUUAUUAUUUCCUAUAUCAAGCAAUCCGGGAAAGGUGUGGUAUUGAUUACACAACUAAUUAUCCUCAAAUUUGAAUUUCGUUAUACUUCAUUUGUGUAAUAAAUACAUUCUAUGAUUUCA